AAGUUAAGAAGGAAGACUUGAACAUGGCAGCUUUGACUCUUCUUAAUCACUUGUGCCUUCAAGCGUCGUCACGACAUCUGUCACUUCCUCACCAAACGCGCUCGGGUUAUCCACGAAAUCCCGUUAAAAAUCUCAACUUUCGUCAAAGCCUUGCCGAAUCAUCGAGCUUUCAGUUGUCCACGGUUGCUGUAAAAUCUCUUAGUCCAGUCGCGGUGGAGGGUUCGCCGGAGAAGAAGAAGAUGGUGAAAGGUAUCAGAGUUUACGAGCACGGAGGUCCUGAGGUUCUGAAAUGGGAAGAUGUGGAAGUAGGGGAGCCAAAGGAAGGUGAGAUACGCGUGAAGAACAAGGCCAUUGGGCUUAACUUCAUUGAUGUUUACUACAGGAAAGGCGUUUACAAGCCAGACUCUAUGCCCUUCACACCAGGUAUGGAGGCUGUUGGAGAAGUGGUAGCUGUGGGUUCAGGAUUGACUGGCAGAAAGAUCGGUGAUCUCGUUGCUUAUGCUGGAAGUCCAAUGGGUGCAUAUGCUGAAGAACAAGUACUUCCUGCUGAUAAAGUGGUUCCUGUUCCUUCAUCUGUUGAUCCUAUCGUUGCAGCAUCAAUCAUGCUCAAGGGUAUGACUGCACAGUUUCUCCUUCGCCGUUGUUUCAAGGUCGAACGUGGACACACGAUCCUUGUCCACGCUGCAGCAGGUGGAGUUGGAUCUCUGCUGUGUCAAUGGGCUAAUGCGCUCGGAGCCGCUGUUAUUGGAACCGUCUCCACCAACGAGAAAGCAGCUCAAGCCAAAGAAGACGGGUGCCACCAUGUUAUCAUGUACAAGAACGAGGACUUUGUCUCACGGGUCAAGGACAUUACAUCAGGCAAAGGAGUCGAUGUUGUUUACGACUCUGUGGGGAAAGACACCUUCAAGGGAUCUUUAGCGUGUUUAAAGAGCAGAGGAUACAUGGUGAGCUUCGGACAGUCCUCGGGAACUCCGGACCCGGUUCCGUUGUCCGAUCUUGCUCCCAAGUCGCUCUUCUUGACGAGACCUUCCAUGAUGCAAUACAACGAGACUCGAGAAGAGCUGUUGGAGUGUGCGGGUGAGGUUUUCGCCAAUGUUGCUUCAGGGGUUAUAAAGGCUCGUGUGAACCACAAGUACCCGUUGUCCCGGGUCGCUGAUGCUCACGCAGACCUUGAGAAUAGGAUAACAUCUGGCUCCGUUGUACUCUUGCCGUGAAAACGUGUAAUGUUGUUUCUUUUUUUAGUCUUCCAAUAAGAGCAAUAAGAUUCCUUUGUAGUAGGUGUGGAAAGAUACCAAAUCUGUGUACUAUUUAUCUUCCAGUAAGAGCAGUACGGUUUUUAUUA
This is a messenger RNA of Raphanus sativus (radish), 1342 nucleotides long. RefSeq lists its product as uncharacterized. The coding region runs from base 24 to 1214 and encodes 396 amino acids. The record is from RefSeq and is a predicted model, not a curated record. Gene Ontology annotation, cellular component: cytosol; cytoplasm. Gene Ontology annotation, molecular function: quinone reductase (NADPH) activity. Gene Ontology annotation, biological process: cellular response to oxidative stress. The transcript is spliced from 4 exons. NCBI's taxonomy places the organism in Eukaryota, Viridiplantae, Streptophyta, Magnoliopsida, Brassicales, Brassicaceae.